Molecule: messenger RNA, 6908 nt
Organism: Arabidopsis lyrata subsp. lyrata
Lineage: Eukaryota; Viridiplantae; Streptophyta; Magnoliopsida; Brassicales; Brassicaceae
Product: aspartic proteinase Asp1
Exons: 16
Coding region: 393-1625 (410 amino acids)
Biological process (GO): proteolysis
Molecular function (GO): aspartic-type endopeptidase activity
Source: RefSeq, a predicted model, not a curated record
CUACGAAGCUUCUUCCUAUGCCCAUAAUUUAAUUUUCUUCUUGCUUGGAAAGUCAUCCUAAUUUUGGGAAAUCAAAAUACACCCGAUCAUUUGUAUUUAUUCAUCACAAACAAGCAAAAUAAUGAUAAAUUAGGAAAAAUAUUACUAACAAUCAUAAAUAGUGUACACUUAAUUCUAUAAUUAAUAUUCUCCUCUUAAAACAAAGAAUUAAUGUCUUACUGUAUUUUUCUUUUUCUUGUUAAGGAUAUAUAUUAAAUAUGACUUAGAUCAUCAUGACCAUUGACCUUUACAACAUUCGUAUAUAUUGACCACAUCUCUUAUAAUCAGAUCUCAUCAUCUUCAUCUGUUUGUGGAUUCUUUUAUUGUUUGUUGUGCAAGUAACAAAGAUCAAGAUGAAUUCAAGAUUCUCUCUUCUUCUGUUCUUGUUCUUGGUCAUAGUUUCUCAAUCAAAAUCUUCCAUCUUCAAAACCUUCCCCGGUAAUCUCUCUCCCAAAUCUCCUCUUUCCUCAGUCGUCCUCCUUCUCUCCGGCAACGUCUUCCCUCUCGGAUACUACUCUGUCUUACUUCAAAUAGGAAACCCUCCAAAGGCAUUUGAGUUUGAUAUUGAUACUGGUAGUGAUAUCACUUGGGUUCAAUGCGAUGCUCCUUGCACUGGUUGUAAUUUGCCUCCUAAACUUCAGUACAAGCCUAAAGGAAACACUGUCCCGUGCUCAGACCCGAUUUGUUUAGCACUUCACUUUCCUAACAAUCCUCAAUGUCCAAACCCGAAAGAACAAUGUGACUAUGAAGUUAAUUAUGCUGAUCAAGGUUCAUCAAUGGGUGCACUUGUUAUUGAUCAGUUUCCUUUUAAACUCCUAAAUGGCUCGGCCAUGCAACCUCGUUUAGCAUUCGGGUGUGGUUAUGAUCAGAGUUACCCUAGUGCACAUCCUCCGCCCGCGACUGCUGGAGUUUUGGGGCUUGGGAGAGGGAAAAUUGGUCUCUUGACACAGCUUGUGUCCGCAGGACUAACGAGAAAUGUUGUUGGACAUUGCCUAAGUUCUAAAGGUGGAGGCUAUUUGUUCUUUGGAGACACUCUCAUUCCUUCCCUUGGUGUGGCCUGGACACCAUUAUUACCACCAGACAACCACUACACGACUGGACCAGCCGAGCUUCUUUUCAACGGAAAGCCAACAGGUUUAAAAGGACUUAAACUCAUCUUUGACACCGGAAGCUCAUACACUUACUUCAACAGCAAGACAUACCAAACAAUAGUUAACCUGAUCGGAAAUGAUCUGAAAGUCUCACCGUUGAAGGUUGCGAAAGAAGAUAAGACCUUACCAAUCUGCUGGAAAGGAGCUAAGCCCUUCAAAUCUGUUCUUGAGGUCAAGAACUUCUUCAAGACAAUAACAAUUAAUUUUACCAAUGCCAGAAGAAACACUCAGCUCCAGAUUCCACCCGAAUCUUAUCUCAUCAUCUCUAAAACUGGUAAUGCCUGCUUGGGACUACUAAAUGGAAGUGAAGUAGGAUUACAAAACUCCAACGUAAUCGGAGAUAUCUCUAUGCAAGGGCUACUGAUAAUCUACGACAACGAGAAACAACAACUCGGAUGGGUUUCUUCAAAUUGCAAUAAGCUUCCCAAAACAUGACAUCAUCACAAUUAUAAUAACUCUUUUAAGUAUAGAAUUUACAUAUAAACAAUUUAAGUAGCAUAUAAUAAAACAUUUUUUACAGUAAUUAGAACACCUUUAUGGAUUAAUUAAAAUGUCUAAUUAGACCAAACAAUUUCAAUUUCUAGACUUCUAUCAGACGAAUCAUCUUUCUUGCUUUCAUCAUUUAGCUUGAAAAUUCCACUGUAACUUCCUUCUGUCAAUAUUUUGUCAAUUGGUAUCCUCACUUUACCAAGAUUUUUCAAAAUUUAACAUUCAAUUUCAAAAGUUACUGAUUCUGCGAAAGACUCAGAAUGUUGUUAGAUUUGCAGACGAUUUCAAAGUCCCAUGUAAAUGAUUCUUUCCAAACCGGUGAGCUGCUUCGUUUCACAACCUGAACCAAAACCGGUUUAAUCAACUUCUAAUCGAAAAUUGAAUUGAACUAAUACCGGUUAAAAUCGGAUUGAUUUGCACCGAAUUGCUUAGAACCGUAUAAAACCAGAUUAAACCAUAAUUAUAUUACCUUGGUUUUCUUGGUGGGACAAUUAUCGAUGAUUAAUCUGCAAAACGCGUUAGACCGUUUCAGAUUAUCACCGCGUUUAAUCGCCACCGUGAGACUUCCCGGCAAACAAUUCAAGAGACUGUUACCUCUCUCAUGGAAGCUCGACGGAGCUGGAGAUUUCGAUUUCGAUUUCGAUUUCAUCAUCAAUUGCAAAACCGGAAUCGCCGCCGUUGUCCAAAACUCUCUCUCCAUCGCAUCUGCAUUAAAAUCGGUGAGUGUUUGAUUUCUCCGAUCAUAAAUUUUGAAUUCGGAAUCGGAACUUACUUGUUAGAGAUUUGAUGAUUUCGCCGGAGACGUAUUCUUGAAGUGUAUGAUUAGAGAAGAGAGAUUUGAUAAUUAGAGCUGCUUGUGUAGAAACUUGUGGAUUACAAGAUUUUAGCAUUUCUUGAACUAAAUAUACUCCACCAGCUUCAGCCAUAGCUUUACGACUUGUUCUACUAUGCAUUGCGAAGUUUCCCAAAGCACGUAUCACAACCAUUUGCAUUUCCUCGCUCGGUUCCUCCUCGAGCAAGCUGAUUAACGCACGACAUGCCACGGGCGAGUCUGUGGCUUUAGCGAGUCCUUCGUGUUGAGAGAUGUCACCUAGAGCCAUUGCUAUGAGAAUUUUUGCGGAUUCUGAUACUGUGUCUAGGCCUAGUAUGUACUCAGAUAAAGGGGUUAGUACAAACUGGCAUAUCUUUGUCUCUCUAACUUUUGGAUUGCGUAGUAUUAAUUCGAGUAAUCUUGCGGAGAGUUCUUCGCAGUGGUGUGAUCUUAGUAGAUCUAGUAAUGCGUCUAGUGCACCGGCUUCUGCCAUCUCUUGAACACUUGAGGAGUCUUGAUUUGCAUGGAUGAUCAAUGUGUCGAUGGCUAAGAUCACUGUGCUCUCAGCUGUUGAGAACAACAUUUUUGAUAAAACUGGUAUAGUUACUGAAAAGUAUUAGUGUUCUGGGUUGAAUCUGAGAAUGUUGCAGAGAAUGAAGGCUGCUGAUUCCCAUAGAUAUACAGGAAGCUGAGGAUCUUCGUCGAUAAUAACCUUGGAGAGCUCUUGAAUUCCUCCGGCAUCUGCUACCUCCUUUGUCCAUGUAACUGAGGAUUUCUCUAAACCCAUCAAUGCUAUCUCUUGUAAGUUUCUUACUCUGAUCCCUACAAGUUUCACAAGAGGAGCAAUGAGAUUUUUGGUCGUUAUCUCUUCUUGGAAACGUUGCAUUUCGAGUAGAGAGGUCAGUAGUUCUGUGGUUGCAUUUUGGACCGCUAUAGAUUCAGAUUCAAGCAGUGGUAUCAAAGGCAUAAUAAUUGCGGAUGAUGCCAUUUUUAAUGAUUCAAGAACCAUUGGCUUCUCCAAGAUGUUUGCUAUACCUUGUAAACCACCGAGUUGGCCUUGAAAAUCCAAGUCUUGCCUAAGCAAAAUCAAGAGAAGCGGUUGUACCAUUUUUAUAGCCUCUUGGCUUCUAGCUACAACACCAACGUUCGUCAAAACUCUGAAAAAAUCUGCGAUUACCAACACAAAGAACUUGGAGGAGAUCGGGACAGUUGACCAAGGCAUUUCUCGAUUAUCCCCAUUUUAAUCAGAUCCAUUAUAAAUUAGUGAAAUAACAAUUUAGCUUUGGUCUGUUUUUAUUAUCAUGCAGUUCUAAUAUCUUCUUCGUCCAUUUCUAUGCUUCUCUCUCUUCCAAUUACAUAAUCUCUGGUCCAUAGAAAACAUCGGUCUCUUGUGACCGUUGAUUCCUUUCCAUUCACUUCUUCUGGUCUAAAAAAUUCAAGAUCUAAACGAGAAAAAAAAGAAAACAAGUAAAACUUUUUCAACCGUUUUUCCUGUCGGUAAAGUUUGGAUUUUUAUUGUAAAUUUUGGUCUUUUGUCAAGAAGAAGAAGAAGAAGAAGAUGGUCGUUAAGAAUGUUCAAGAUUUGGAUGUUCUUCCGAGGAAUAGCUCCGAUUUAUUCGAUGACGAUGGUCGUCCCAAGCGAACCGCUGUACCUCGGAAACUUCAACGGCCAAGACUUCAAUUUUGUCUCCCAGCGUAGUACGUACGUAGACUUGGAACUAAUUCUGAGUUAGACUUUGAUCACAAAGGAGAUAUGUCUUGAAGACCACUUUAGAGAGAAAUCUAUUUCCCAAAAUUAUCCAUCUUUCUUGAAACUAUGUGUUCAAAUUGCAUCUUUGUCUCUCUUUUUACUUUAUCUCUCUUGUUAGGGCAAUCAUGCAGUGAAACAGAUACGCUACAUCAGGGUCAGUUCUUGAAAGAUGGGCAAGAGCUCGUUUCUGCUUUCAAAAUCUUCAAACUCAAGUUUUUCAACUUCAAGAAUUCAAGAAACUGGUAUCUUGGAAUUUGGUUCAACAAUCUUUAUCUUAAUACUGAUAUCCAGGAUAGAGCUGUCUGGAUUGCUAACCGUAACAAUCCAAUCUCGGAACGCUCUGGAAGCCUCACAGUGGAUUCUCUUGGCAGAUUGAGGAUUUUAAGAGGAGCAUCAACCAUGCUUGAGCUAAGCUCUACGGAAACCAGAAGAAACACAACCCUUAAGCUUUUGGAUUCUGGAAAUCUUCAGCUCCAAGAGAUGGAUUCUGAUGGAUCGAUGAAGCGGGUUUUGUGGCAAAGUUUUGAUUAUCCAACAGAUACCCUUCUUCCUGGGAUGAAACUCGGUUUCGAUGUCAAGACUGGGAAGAGAUGGGAACUGACAUCAUGGUUAGGUGAUACUUUACCUGCUUCUGGAUCUUUUGUCUUUGGGAUGGAUGCUAAUAUUACAAACCGAUUGACCAUCUUGUGGCGUGGAAACAUGUAUUGGACAAGCGGGCUCUGGUAUAAAGGUCGGUUUUCCGAAGAGGAGUUAAACGAUUGUGGUUUGCUCUUUUCCUUCGUUUCAACCAAGAGUGAAUAGUAUUUUACUUAUUCAGGUGAUCAGAACGAUGCCAUAACAUUUUUUCCCACCAUAAUGAUAGACCAACAAGGCAUUUUGCAUAGAGCAAAAAUUCAUCAGACACGUAAUUAUGAUAGUUACUGGCAAAAUUCUAGGAAUCAGAAUUGUUUGGCCGCAGGUUACAAAGGUAACAACGUCGCGGAUGAGUCAUAUUCAAAUGGGUUCACUUCUUUCAGAGUGACAGUAUCUUCUUCCUCAAGCAAUGGUUUUGUACUUAAUGAGACUAGUGGAAGGUUUCGUUUAGUUGAUUGCAAUGCUAUAUGUGUGCAAAACUCCUCUUGUCUUGCAUAUGCUUCAACCGAGCUGGAUGGUACGGGUUGUGAAAUCUGGAAUACUUAUCCUACCAACAAUGGGUCGUCUUCUCAUAGACCUAGAACUAUAUACAUCCGUAAUGAUUAUUCGGUAGGCCAAGAGAAGAAAAAGGUAGCAGCUUGGCAAAUUGUUUUGGCAUCAAUGUGCCUAAUGAUACCUAUGAUUUGGUUUAUAAUCUAUCUUGUGUUGCGGAAAUUUAAAGUAAAAGUAAGUGUUUUAUUUCGUGGAAUAUACUACUUUCUAUGGAGAGAAAUCACUCCACAAGUGAUUGGUUUCAUACGGAGGAGACUUUUAUCAAUAAGGUUUGGUUCAACAAUAGACCAAGAAAUGCUACUACGUGAAUUGGGAAUUGAUAGGAGACGCCGACACAAGAGAAGUGAAAGGAAGAGUAAUAACGAGCUUCUGAUUUUUAGCUUUGAAAGCGUAGUAUUGGCAACAGAUGACUUCUCUGAUGAAAACAAGCUCGGUGAAGGAGGUUUUGGUCCUGUAUAUAAGGGGAAGUUAAUAGAUGGGGAAGAAGUGGCUAUCAAGAGACUAUCUUUAGCUUCUGGGCAAGGUUUAGUGGAGUUCAAGAAUGAAGCUAUGCUUAUUGCAAAACUUCAGCAUACAAAUCUUGUUCAGGUUCUUGGAUGUUGCGUCGAGAAAGAUGAGAAAAUGCUGAUAUAUGAAUACAUGCAGAACAAGAGUCUUGACUACUUCCUCUUUGAUCCCUUGAGGAAAAACGUUUUGGAUUGGACGUUGCGGUUCAGGAUCAUGGAAGGAAUAAUUCAAGGGCUUUUUACCUUCACAAGUACUCGAGGUUGAAAGUGAUACACAGAGACAUCAAAGCGAGUAACAUUUUGCUAGACGAGGAUAUGAAUCCGAAAAUAUCGGAUUUUGGAAUGGCUCGGAUAUUUGGAGCGGAAGAAACAAGAGCCAACACCAAAAGAGUUGCUGGCACAUUUGGCUAUAUGUCGCCGGAGUAUUUCAGAGAAGGACUAUUCUCGGCGAAAUCAGAUGUGUUCAGCUUUGGGGUUCUAAUGCUAGAAAUCAUUUGUGGAAGGAAGAACAAUAGCUUCCACCAUGACUCAGAAGGACCUUUGAAUCUCAUAGUUCAUGUGUGGAAUCUGUUUAAAGAGAAAAAAAUUCGCGAGGCGAUAGAUCUGUCUUUGGGAGAUUCGGCGCUUGAUUACCCUCAAGUGUUGAGAUGCGUUCAAGUUGCUCUGUUGUGUGUACAAGAAAACGCAGAAGAUAGACCAAGUAUGUUAGACGUUGUGUCGAUGAUAUACGGCGAAGGAAAUAAUGCUCUUUCUUUGCCUAAAGAGCCUGCUUUCUAUGAUGGUCCCCGGAGAAGCUUUUCCGGAGAUGGAGGUUGAGUCACCGGAGCUGGAAAAUGUAUCCCCGAAUAUUACCAUCACGGUGAUGGAAGCAAGGUGAAUUGAUACCAAGAAAACUGAUAUAUUGUAGUAUGUGAAUCUCAUUGUUACUUGAAAGGUUUAACUUCGUAACAUAUAUACACGGAUUAUACAUUCGGGAA